AUGAACGCUGAGGAGUACUGGAGACUUCGCGCGCAGGAGGCUCAGAACGAGUAUGAGCAUGUCAUCCAGACCCAGCGGGAUGAAAUCGAGUCCUUGCAACGGCGCUGUCAAGAACUGCUGCACGAGCGCUGUAUGAUGAAGGCCCAGACCGCGAUGGAGGUGCGGAAUUUCGUGUUGAACCUCCAAGGGGAGCAGCGUCCGCUUGCGCGCGGAUCGCACGCUACGCUCGACGUCAUCCCCAGCCACGCGGUGUUGAACUUUUUGCAUCGCUAUAGCAACGGCUUCGCGCCGGCGGCGGGAAACGUGCGAAAGCGGAAUCGAAGCGCCGACGUCCCGUCCGUCUCGCAAAGUCGUCUUCACCAGCGCCUGAUGGCGCGAAAGCGAGCUCGCGAGGUCAACGAGGCGGAGGAAAACGUGCUGUGUAAUAGAGUUGAGCAGGAUUCGGGAUCGAAACUCGGCGUUCUGCGGCCGUUUGGGGAUGGUAGGCCCCCUGCGGAGGGUUUCAAAGGCAAUAGCUGGUUGGGGUUGAGUAAUGGCGACGUGGGAGAGCACGACGGAGGGAGUGUAAUGUUAGCACCUUCCGCAUUUGGUUUCUCCUCCGUGGUUCCAAACUAGUGAAAAAAAGGCGUUGAUGGUUAAAUUAAUGGUUUCUUUUUCUAUGAAGAGUGAUGGUCAUGUAUUUUCCGUUUUUCGCUACCUUCCUUUCACUCACACAAACAUUGUUUCGAUUAAUUGUGAUUUAUUUUGCUUUUUCUUUUUUUUUCCUAAUUAUGUUCCUUAUUGAUUAUUUAUUGAUUUUUUUGCAUGCUAAGCGAUAAAUUACAGUAAAUGGGCAGUUUUCAGCAACAGAAGCUACACGAGCAGAAAAAUAGAUACCCCCCCCCAAAAAAGAACAUCCUCGUUCGAAUAGCCCAUAUUCUGCAUGUGUGCGUGUAAUUUUCUAAUAUCUUCCUUGGCGUGGUUCUUCUUUUUAUCAG
Messenger RNA from Phytomonas sp. EM1, 977 nucleotides. Lineage: Eukaryota; Euglenozoa; Kinetoplastea; Trypanosomatida; Trypanosomatidae. The record is from the annotation of a GenBank genome assembly.